CAACAGCAAGCCUGCUCGGUCGCCGACUCGUGCCACUUCACAUUUGUGUCCACGUCACCGCAGACGACCGUGGUGCACUCGGCACGGCCAGCGUAAUAUAUUAAUUUCAACAUUUUGUACCAUUACGUUUCAUUCGUAAACCUUGAUAACGUAGGUGAAGUAAAGCAAAGUAAACGCUUCCAACGGGCACGUGGAGUGACGCUGCGCGCCGGUGCAAGGCAUCUAUAGUCUCGUUUGCAACGCUCAAGCCCACGUACACGCACUCUUCGGUUAUUUUCGGUUACGUUCGCUUGAGCUAACGCGUACACCGAUCGAGUCGGCUAUCGUUCUCAUUCACUCGCUACGUAUAGUUCCAUCACAUUACCAACUAGAAACCAACCAUCACGUCACUUUAGUGUCAGUGCAGUGUACAAAGUGUCGUGAGGCGAGCUGUCGCCGGAUGUGCCGGUUGUAAAGUCCUCUGGAAAAAUAAAGUCUGACAAGUGACCUUGAUUCUAAGUGACUAGAUAUUACUCUGUAAUAUAACGAUACGAAACAUAACCUAAAAAAUGUCAGACAGCGCACAGGACGUUCUUAAGGAUGCGGUAACCGGCGCCGCUGCUGCUGCUGCCGAUGCCGCUGAUGGAUCGCUAUUUAGUACCUUUGAUAUAAUUGUGCUCGUUAUCUUAUUGGGCGGUACCAUUUGGUGGCUAUACAACUCCAAAAAGGAAAACAAGAAAGAUGAAAUUCUGCUGAGUAAAUAUUCCAUCCAGGCUGCGGGAUCCAUACAAGUUACAGAGAAUUCUUUCAUAAACAAAUUAAAGUCAUCAGGAAGAAGUUUAGUUGUUUUCUAUGGAUCUCAAACGGGUACUGGUGAGGAGUUUGCUGGUCGUCUUGCCAAGGAGGGCAUACGAUACAAGAUGAAGGGCAUGGUUGCGGAUCCUGAAGAAUGUGAUAUGGAAGAACUUAUGAAACUCCAAGAAAUACCGAAUUCAUUAGCUGUGUUCUGUAUGGCAACAUAUGGUGAAGGAGAUCCCACAGACAACUCUAUGGAGUUUUAUGAAUGGAUAAAGAACGGAGAACCCGACCUAAGUGGUUUGAAUUAUGCUGUGUUUGGCCUUGGCAACAAAACAUAUGAACAUUACAAUGCAGUUGCUAUAUAUCUAGACAGACGUCUUGAAGAACUUGGCGCUACAAGAGUCUUUGAACUUGGUCUCGGGGAUGAUGAUGCUAACAUUGAAGAUGACUUUAUAACAUGGAAGGAAAAGUUCUGGCCAGCAGUAUGUGAAAAAUUCAAUAUUGAGAGCACAGGAGAGGAAGAGUUGAUUCGUCAGUUCCGUCUUGUAACUCAUGGACCUGACGACAUACAGCCCAACAACAUAUUUACUGGUGAAAUUGCCAGAUUACACUCUUUACAAGUGCAGAGGCCACCGUAUGAUGCCAAGAAUCCAUUCCUUGCUCAAAUUACAGUCAAUAGAGAAUUACAUAAGGGUGGAGAUAGGUCAUGUAUCCAUGUUGAGUUGGAUAUUUCAGACUCCAAAAUGCGCUAUGAAGCUGGUGAUCAUGUGGCUGUGUACCCAAUAAACGACUCUAACCUUGUAGAACGCCUAGGACAAUUAACUGGGGCUAACCUUGAUGAGAUAUUCUCUCUCAUCAACACUGAUCAGGAAAGCAGCAAAAAACAUCCUUUCCCUUGCCCUACUUCAUACCGUACUGCACUUUCACACUAUGUUGAGAUUACAGCAUUGCCCCGUACUCACAUAUUAAGAGAAUUGGUUGAGUACUGUGCAGAUGAAGAAGAUAAGAAGAAAUUGAUGCUCAUGGCAACAAAUUCGCAAGAAGGCAAGGCCAUGUAUCAAUCAUUUGUUGUAGAGGCUUGCAGAAAUAUUGUACACAUCCUGGAAGAUGUGCCCUCAUGUAAACCUCCACUGGACCACUUGUGUGAACUGUUACCUCGCUUACAACCAAGAUACUACUCCAUCUCAUCCAGUCCUAAGAUGUAUCCAGAGACUGUGCAUAUAACUGCAGUAGUUGUUCAAUAUAAAACACCUACUGGUCGUAUCAACAAAGGUGUAACAACAACAUGGUUAGCAGAUAAUAAACCUGAACCUGGCAAGCCUCUUCCUCGUGUACCCGUAUUUAUCAGAAAGUCACAAUUCCGAUUACCGUUGCAAAGUCAAACCCCCAUUAUAAUGGUCGGCCCUGGUACAGGAUUAGCUCCUUUCCGUGGUUUCUUGCAAGAGCGUGCUUUUGCGCGUGCUAAUGGCAAGGAAGUUGGAGAAAACGUUCUGUACUUUGGAUGCAGACAUCGCGACCAGGAUUACAUUUAUCAGGAGGAACUUGAGAAAUAUGAGCAAAAUGGUGAUGUCAAAUUAAACCUUGCAUUCUCUCGUGAUCAAAAAGAAAAAGUGUAUGUGACACAUUUAUUAGAAAAAGAUAUGGAUCUCUUAUGGGAUGUCAUCGGUAACCGUAAUGGACAUUUCUACAUUUGCGGGGACGCUAAGAAUAUGGCUGUCGACGUAAGGAAUAUUGUCCUAAAGACUAUCCAACUAAAAGGUGGGCGCACAGAAGCGGAAGCUGCUCAAUUUAUCAAGAAGCUUGAGUCUAUGAAGAAAUAUUCCGCUGACGUAUGGAGUUAAGUUUUCAAACAUCCUCUUAUAGGCGAAUUUGUGAAUCCGUAGACAAUUUUUCAGUUUAAGUAAUGGUGAUUAUAAUAUGUAAUUAAUUAAUAUUUGUAUAAAUGGUCCAGCACAAUUAAUUACUAAUUACCAUACUGUAAGAACGGCAGCACAAGAUAACAAGAAUCCAAUUAUAACUUUUAUAUUUACAAUUUGCUAUUGUCUGUGUAAAUGUAAUUGAAUUAGAAACAAUAUACCUUCACAAAGUGCUCUAGCCAACUGUAAUUUAUUACUGACUUUGAAAUUUCUUUAAAUUGACGAAAUGUUUAUUUUAUGACGUCGUAUAUGAACUAAGGACAUCAUAUUUUUAUUAUAAAAUCAAUAAAUAGUACAAAUGUCUAUGUCGAUGUAUAUAUCAUUUGACAUUCACAUAGUUCAUUUACUUUAAGACAAUAUUUAAACUUCUAUAUAUAUUUUUUAAGAACAAAAUAAGUUAUUGUACAAUUUCAUAACUAAUAAGGACAUUUCUCCAUGUUGUGAAUGUUUGAAUUACAAAUAUUUAAGAUUAUUAUUAAAUAACUGUGACAGAAAUAUUGAUAGGUACUACUUAUACAUGUUAAUUAUGCACCUACCAAAAUUUCUCAUUUUAAUUGUUUCGGACAAAAUUUCUAUUAGAUUGUUAUAAAUUAAAAAAAAAUCCUAUGAGAAGACGCCUUUCGUUAACGAUACCAUUGUUUUUAUUUUAUUAUAGUUUAUGCACGGAAUACAUAAAUAUUCAUGACGUAGCAUAUUGUGAUGUGUAGAUUUCGACUAAGCUAAUGAAGAGUCUGAAUUCGUUGUUAAUACUGUACAGAUAGCAUAGGCAAAAUUGGAAUUGCACAAAGUGUUAUGUUCUGUGAGUGGCGGAUGAAAUAAUAAAUACAGUACCUACGUCGAAAGAUGAUAAAAUUUAUUUUUAAAAUGGUAAUGGUUCUUUUAAAAUAUCACUAAUUCUAACUGGUGUAAGUCGCAAUAUUUCAGUCCUUCCGUCCAUAAUUCCAUAUUAAAAUGCAAUAGAGGAAAAUAGAAGUUCAUUUGGCUAUGUUUUAUACAUAGCACUAACUUUUUUGUAUUCUGUACAUUCGCUAUAAUCGAAUUCUUUAGUACCUAAUAUUAGGCGUGAUUUGGGAAACCCUAUAAUUAUAUAAUAAAGUAAUGAUCGUUAGUAUUCCAAUUGCUGUAGAAAUGUGGAUGAAAUCCUUACUAUAUACAAAACAGGUUUAAUGUAUAUAGAUUGUGAACAACUUUAAGAGAAUAUAAAUAGGCAAUAUGAAUAGGAUAUGGAAAACAAAGUCACAAAAUGGAUUCAUAACGGGACGAUUUUCCUUUCUACUAUUCAAAUAAUAUAUUUUGCUAUUUAUUCUAUUACAGACGAAUUUGUCACUAAUGAAAGUAGGCUAGGUUAUUGCAAAAUAGAAUUCCAAGAUAUUGUAUUUAACGAAAAUUAUAUGUGUAUAUUAAAUGUUUUAUUAUCAGUUGUGUAUUUUCAAAUAAAUGUUGAAUUGUUGAAGUUUUAUAUAUUGUGGAAUGGGCAAUUAGAUAUAAGUAAAUUAAAUAGUUUUUAUAUUACACAUUGUCUUGUAAUAAAUACAAAUUUAUAAGAC
Messenger RNA from Spodoptera exigua (beet armyworm), 4240 nucleotides. The record is from the annotation of a GenBank genome assembly. Lineage: Eukaryota; Metazoa; Arthropoda; Insecta; Lepidoptera; Noctuidae.